UGACGUCAGAGGGGUUGUAGUUGAAAGUUGACGGAGGAGGGCUCGUGCUUGGAAGGUUCGCGGGAAACAUCCAAACAAAUGUGUUCUAUUGGAAACGCGAGCGGCUUCAAACUCAAUUUAAACUUAUAUAUAAAACUGAAAACCAUCAACCACACUGAUAAUAAAGUCUUCUUCAAACGCGGUACUAAUAUUACUAAAUAUUACUUUGAAACUGAACGAGCUACUUACAUUAGCUAGCUUUAGGCAGCUCCAGGCUAACACAACAGUGCUAAUCUGUGAACACGAGAGGUAACGGUAAUCCGGACGGGGGAGUUAGCGGUGGGAACACGGCGGGGUGAAGCACUCGGUAACCGGCGAGAGACAUGGCGGAGAGACCCGAAGAUCUAAACCUGCCCAACGCGGUGAUCACCCGCAUCAUCAAGGAGGCGCUCCCAGAUGGGGUUAAUGUGUCGAAAGAAGCCCGGAGAGCCAUAUCCCAAGCUGCCAGUGUGUUUGUGCUGUAUGCAACGUCCUGUGCAAACAACUUUGCCAUGAAAGCCAAAAGGAAAACUCUGAACGCAGGAGAUGUUUUGUCUGCGAUGGAGGAAAUGGAGUUUGAACGAUUCCUGGAGCCUCUCAGAGAAGCUCUAGAAGUGUACAAGAAGGGCCAGAAAGGAAAGAAGGAGGUGUCUGAGCAGAAACGUAAAGACAGAGAGAAGAAAACCGACUCUGAGAACGAUAAGAGCAGGGAGGAGGAAGAGGAGGAAGAGGAGCGCAUGGACGAGGAACCUGAAGCCGAGAAUGAGGCAGAGGAGGAAGAUGUGGAGAACUGAUGAUGACACAAACAACAAUACACUCCCAUCACUCUCCUGGGCGUGUUGCGUUCAAGUGACACUCAGUCAGCAUUGAGCAAAACUGAAUCAAUUCAUCCAGGUUCAGUGAGCCACCAAUGGGUGAAGGUUCAAUUCUAAAAAGGGCAGCUGCUAUCUUCAGCACAAAGAAACAACAACUACGUCACGCACUUCCUGAUCUUUUGUUCUUUUUGGUAUUUAUUUGUUGUAUAUAUCUGUCACCUUUUGAUACACUGUUCUAUACAGUAAAGGAUAUACAGUAGUAAGUGUCCGUUGACAGAAAGUUAAUGUCAAAGUGACUCAUUGGAUUUAUAUGCUCUUGUAUAUGAGCUUUUCAAUCUAUAUACUAAAUUGGCUGACGGGCAAUGACAUUACAACGGCCUAAGACACUUCCAGGAGAAACGUGCUGUUCAUUCAUACACAAUGCAAAGAAAAGAAAAGAAAUAUGCCAAAACGCAUGAAAAUGAAGAAACAUCUUAACCAACUUGACAACACAUGCUCCGCAUUUAUUUAAUUUGGCCAAUUAUAGUAAUCCCAGAAUGUCAACAAGUGCUCCGGGCCCAGCUGUGUGCUUCAAUUGUUUGUGUGCCUGGUUUCCAUUGCGUUUUGAGGCGUUUUUUAUUUGAAGCAUUUUGUUUUGCUGCGUUUAGUUUAUGCAGCACUGUUCGUUAACAGUGUGUAUGUUUCAUCAAGUCUAAUGGAAGUGUUUUGGGCCGUUGCAUUUGCCCAUUGGCUCACAUAACAUAGGGCGUAGUUUGACACGUUUUCCAGUUAUGAAUAGAUUAAAGUAUUUGAUAGUGGCAGCAUUACUGUGAUACCCUCAAUUAAGGAACAGCCUUUUAUUUAUUCCACAAAAGCUCCAAAUAAAAAUAGAUUCAAAUAAGACAUGUUUGAUAAAUGUAACAAAAAACCUGCCCUGAAAUGUGCUACUAGCUUAUAGGGUACGAAAUCACACACUAGUUUGGAAGCUAGCAUCACAGUUUUGUAUUUUACCAUAACACAGUUCAAUUGUUGUGGACUACAUGACCUCAGUAUAAAGAGAUGCACCUGUGUUUGUUCAAUUUUUGAACCAUUUAUACUUUUGUAGAAUUGUAAAUGACUGGUUGAAAUUUUCAAUAAAUCUUUUGUAUUAAAAGUGCA
Messenger RNA from Gymnodraco acuticeps, 1970 nucleotides. RefSeq names its product polymerase (DNA directed), epsilon 3 (p17 subunit) (gene pole3). Gene Ontology annotation, cellular component: epsilon DNA polymerase complex; CHRAC. The transcript is spliced from 4 exons. Bases 363 to 812 code for a protein of 149 amino acids. Gene Ontology annotation, biological process: heterochromatin formation; leading strand elongation; DNA damage response. The record is from RefSeq and is a predicted model, not a curated record. NCBI's taxonomy places the organism in Eukaryota, Metazoa, Chordata, Actinopteri, Perciformes, Bathydraconidae. Gene Ontology annotation, molecular function: chromatin DNA binding; protein heterodimerization activity.